Messenger RNA from Cutaneotrichosporon oleaginosum, 1530 nucleotides. RefSeq lists its product as uncharacterized. The record is from RefSeq and is a predicted model, not a curated record. Lineage: Eukaryota; Fungi; Basidiomycota; Tremellomycetes; Trichosporonales; Trichosporonaceae.
UUACGCGCCACCGGCAUUGAUAAACGGCUCGGAUGAGGGUAUGUCGUGCAGAGUGCGAAACGUCAGACUGGCGACCAGCGAUGUGAACGGCGACGUGCUGCGACCUGCGUUCUGGGACCUGCGUUCUGCGUGCUGAUGGGUUCCGGCGGGAGCGGUGCCGUUAUCAGGGCUGUUUUGCUCGUCUCCAACUCUCAACUCUCAACUCUUCAUCGUCCAUUCUCCGUCUCUACGUCUGUACGACACUCCGACACUACUCCGCUUCCGCCCGCUCCGCCCGCUCCGCUCGACUCGAAUCGCUCGACUGGAACUUCCCACACGUCGUGACUGGGCAAGUGCAUCGAGUGCGCACAGACGUCAAUAACACGGACUCGAACGCCACUCUUCCACUUCCACUUGUUCCAUUCUCAUCUCCUCGAUCCUACCUCUCACUCUCUCCACUCCUCCAAAUCACUGGUUUUCCUCCCCCAUGAUCGGAAGCAGCUCGGGCACCAUGUCGCCCCGCCGCGGCCUCAGCGCGAGCUGGAACGAAAAGGCUCCCGCGCUCCCCCUCCCGUCCGCGUCUAAGCGUGCGCGCCCCCUCUCCCUCCCCGCGCGCGUCAAGCGGCGCUGGCCCCUCCUCCUCGCGCUGGCCCUCUUCUGCUUCUUCGCCACCUCCUUCCUCUCCUCGCCGGCGCCAGACACAUCGCUCGCCGAGGCACAGCACAACACGCCCGGCCGCGUCGGCACGCCCGGCUCGGCGGACGGGUUCGAGCGCGAAGCCGCCCCCGUCGCAGAGGAAGACGUGAUGGCGACAGACGACCUCUUCGUCCAGCGCCUCGAGGACACAAAGGCGCGCACGCCCGCCCAAGUCGUCGCGGACGAGGACGCGGCGCGCGUCGCGGAAGACAAGAGCGCCGAGCAGAAGCGCGACAAGCUGCGCGCGCUCGUGUGGUGGAUCGCGCGCGGCGGCGUCUUCCCCGACGACUACCGCAUCCCGUCGGCCGGCACGAUGGACAAGAUGUCCCAGAAGGAGUGGGAGGGCCUGCUCGCCGACGUCGAGGGCACGGACGAGCACCUCUUCCUGCACGACUGGGCUGAGGAGGCCAACAUGAGCCAGCGUGUGACCGUGUUCUCAAAGUCGUUCUGCCCCUUCUCGAUGCGCGCAAAGGACAUUCUGUCCGAGUAUCCCAUCGAGCCUGAGCCGUUUAUAAUCGAGCUCGACCGGCGUGGUGCGUUGCUACAGAGCGCUCUCGUGUAAAACACUAACGCCUCCAGACGACAUGAGCACGAUCCAAGACAUCCUCCUCAACCUCACGGGGCGGCGGACGGUGCCGAACGUCAUGAUCCGCUUCGAGAGCAUCGGCGGCGCGGAUGAAACACAGCUGCUGCACCACGAAGGCGGCCUGCGGCGGCGCUUGAGCAUCUCCGAGCCCAAGUUCCAGGACUGGACGCGCGAGCACUAGUGUACUGAGCGGUGUGUGAUACCAACAUUAGACAUGUAGCAUUGUGGCGUGGCUGUGGUAAACGGCAGGCGGCAGGCGGAUGAUGACG